Lactuca virosa is the source of this 1794-nucleotide messenger RNA. The record is from the annotation of a GenBank genome assembly. NCBI's taxonomy places the organism in Eukaryota, Viridiplantae, Streptophyta, Magnoliopsida, Asterales, Asteraceae.
AUGGAUUUUUCGGUGGAGUCACCCGAUGUUGGUCACCGGAAAACCCAAUACACAAUCAAAACAAAGAAUGUUUCAUAUGUCGUAUCUCCGACAUCUUGUAAAUUUGGCUGGAUUUUCCAGAAAAAGGUGAAUCCCACCUUAAAGAAGCAGAUUCUUAGAGACGUCAAUUGUGAAGUGAAGCCAGGAGAAAUCACGGCAAUUGCUGGUCCAAGUGGCGCCGGAAAGACCACAUUGCUCGAGGUUCUCGCCGGAGUUAUUCCUCCGUGCAGAGUCUCCGGUCAUGUGCUUGUAAACGACCGGCCGAUGACCCCGACCGUUUUCCGGCGAGUAUCGGGAUACGUAACUCAAGAAGAUUUACUGUUUCCGCUUCUUACAGUCGAAGAAACCCUACUCUAUAGCGCUCGUUUACGUCUUCACGGUGGAAUCGACAACUCAAAAGCUCGAGUUCAAGAAUUGCUGGUGGAGCUAGGGUUAUGCCAUGUUGCCGGAGAACGAAUCGGUGGCGGCAGCCACCGCGGGAUUUCUGGCGGCGAAAAACGCCGGGUGUCAAUCGGUGUCGAUCUGGUUCACAAUCCAUCCGUUUUACUAAUGGACGAGCCCACAUCUGGACUUGACUCGGGUGCAGCUCUUCAAGUCAUCUCAAUGCUCAAAUCAAUGGCUGAAAAUCACCAAAAAACAAUCGUUUUAACAAUCCACCAACCCGGGUUCAGAAUUCUCGAACUAUUCGAUCAAAUCAUGUUGUUAGCCGAUGGAACCAUGGUUCACCACGGCUCACUUGAUUCCCUUGACCACCGGCUCAAGUCCGCGGGCCACCACAUCUCCCGCCAAGUCAACGUCCUCGAGUUUUCAAUCGACGUGAUUGAAACCCUAAUCCCAGAAUCAAAAACUUUCGAUCUCAUCGAACCAAAACCGGAAUCCGAUUGCAUAAUUCAAGAUUGUCAUUUACAGUACGCGAAUAGCCCGCUCAGUGAAAUAGCAAUACUGAGCGAGCGAUUCGCGUACAACAUUUUCCGAACGAAACAACUUUUCGUCACGAAAAUCUUCCAAGCUUCCCUAGUUGGGAUUCUACUCGGUACGAUCUUCCAAAACAUUAAGCAAUUUCAAAUGCAAACCCAAAUCGGGUUUUUAGCAUUCAAUUUAACGUUUUUACUCUACUCAUCAUCCGAAGCUCUCCCUAUUUUCUUACAAGAACGUAGGAUUCUAAUGCGGGAAACAUCUAUCGGUGCAUACCGGGUUUCAUCUUACUCUAUCGCGAAUACUCUCGUGUUCAUCCCGUUUCUUUUUAUUGUGGCACUGUUAUACACCAUCCCGACUUAUUGGCUAGUUGGAUUGAGAGCCCAAUUAGACGGGUUUUCUCAAUUUUUGCUAAUCGUUUGGUUGGUUUUACUCAUGUCGAAUUCUUUUGUGGCAUGCUUUAGUGCACUUGUUCCCAAUUUUAUGAUCGGGAUCUCGGUGGUUGCGGGGUUAAUGGGGUCGUUCUUUUUGUUUUCGGGGUAUUUUAUAUCGAAAAAUGAUAUACCGAGGUACUGGAUUUUCAUGCACCAUUUGAGCUUAUUUCGGUAUCCAUUUGAGUGUUUUUUGUUGAAUGAGUUUGGGGGGUCGCAGGGGAGAUGGCGGUGUCUUGAGCGGUUGGAUGGCGGGUGUUUGGUUUCCGGUGAAGAUUUCUUGAAGAAGGAGAAUUUGAAGGAGGUGCAGAAAUGGUAUAAUUUGGGAAUGAUGUUGGUGUUCAUCAUUGGGUAUCGGUUUCUUUCGUUAUUGGUGUUAAGUUAUAGAUCUUACAGGAGCGGAAACUAG